This is a messenger RNA of Glycine soja, 1250 nucleotides long. RefSeq lists its product as uncharacterized. The record is from RefSeq and is a predicted model, not a curated record. The transcript has 4 exons. Lineage: Eukaryota; Viridiplantae; Streptophyta; Magnoliopsida; Fabales; Fabaceae. Gene Ontology annotation, cellular component: chloroplast thylakoid. The coding region runs from base 154 to 972 and encodes 272 amino acids.
UGCCAUGUCAACAUGUUACAUGUAAUCUCACAUCUCACUCUCAAAAUCUCAAAUCCUAGCUACCUUAUCUUUUGUACUGUUCCAACGUUGGACUUCUAAUUUUUUUUUUUUCACCACCCCCCAGAUCCUGCCUCACUCUUCUUCCUUCCUAGGAUGCUGCUCAUGGCCUCUACCCUCCCUUUCCCAACACUUUCCAUUCUUCCUCACAAGGCACACUGCAAAUCAACACCAAAACUUCAUCCACUUCCUCACAUCUCUUCAAGAUUGAAUGUUGUUUCAAAAGAUCCUCCCAUAUUAUUAGAUCAAUCUUGCAAUGUUCUAAAAAAUGCCUCUCUUUCCCUCACAUCAAUCACACUCCCCUUUUUAUUGGAACAAAAGGAUGUGGCACUUGCUGUUGAAGGGGAAUUUGGGAUAUUGGAAGGAAGAACAUUUGCUCUCAUACACCCCAUUGUGAUGGCUUCUUUGUUCUUGUACACCUUGUGGGCAGGAUAUUUGGGGUGGCAGUGGAGGAGAGUGAGGACUAUUCAGAAUGAGAUUAAUGAGUUAAAGAAACAAGUGAAGCCUACCCCAGUCACCCCAGAAGAAGUGCCACCACCAUCAGAAAUUGAGCUCAAAAUUCAGCAACUUACUGAGGAGAGGAAAGAGCUGCUAAAAGGGUCUUACAAGGAUAGGCAUUAUAAUGCAGGAUCCAUACUUCUAGGAUUUGGGGUGCUUGAGGCUGUUGGUGGAGGAUUGAACACUUGGAUUAGGACAGGGAAGCUAUUCCCAGGCCCACAUUUGUUUGGAGGAGCAGCUAUUGCAGUGUUGUGGGCACUUUCAGCAGCAUUGGUACCAUCAAUGCAGAGAGGGAGUGAAACAGCAAGAAGUCUUCACAUUGCUUUGAAUACAUUAAACGUGCUGCUAUUUGUGUCACAGCUUCCCACUGGAUUUGACAUUUUAUUGAAAGUGUUUGAGUUCACAAACUGGCCUUGAAUGAUGUUUCCCUUAGAUGUACUCCAAUUUGCAACACCAAAAUCACCCCAAUUUCAUAGUUUAAGAUCACACUUUUUCUUUUUCUUGAAUAAGGUGUAGAAGUGUGUUUAAUUAAAAGUGAAGGAGACGAAUAUAAAUGUCAUUGUAAUUAAUUGGGUAGUUGUAGAGUAGUGAAAUCAGAUUCCAAAAGUAACUUCGGGAUUUAUGGCAAUGUAAAUCGUUUUUAUUUUCCUCGGUGACAUGACAGUGGACCCAUCAGCCAAUGUUGUCUAUCUUAA